GGAAUAUCAUUAAAAUGGCGCAUAUACAUCCAAAAUGUAAACAAACAAGCAAAGCCAGAAUUUUUUUUUCAUCAAAUACAGUAAUAAAUAGCUAGUGCCUUGUUGGUGGUAAAGAGAUACUGUUUAAAGUGUAGCUAAGAAACUCGCCUCAUCACACAUUUAGUCAGGAAAAAUCACUAAACAUGGAAUCUCACGCAAUCAAAUGUUUGUCAAAAUCCCACCAUGUAAGUGGUAUGCGAGAGCAAAAUUUAUCAGAAUGACUGGGUUAAGAAGAAAAAGACGAUCAAAACUUACUAUGGUUACAAGUGUUAUUGUUGUUCUUGUCCUUGUCUCUGUUUGUGUUGUUAUUCCUGUUAUUGCUACAAUGUCAAAUCAGUGCCCUAACAAGCAGGUGGUACCUACCAACGAACAUUCUUCUCUGCUUGGUUACUUCAAUAUAACGGACGGGGUUGAUAUUAUAUGGGCACAUGCUGUGAAUAGUAAAGCUGAUCUAUCUGGUGCGUUAUUGGAUGUAAACAUUAUGAUGCUAGAAGCUGAUGUAAUUUUAGAUCCUUCAGACGGCCAACCAAUAAUGGCUCACCCUCCUGCAACAAGCAGUGAUAUUACUUUGAAACAAUGGCUAACCGAAGCACUUGCAACUCCAAAGAAAGGAAUUAAACUUGAUUUUAAGCAAACAAAAGCAAUAUCCCCAUCAUUAGAAAUAUUAGAGGACCUUAUGGAGAAUGUAACUGCUGAUGCGAUGCCGCCCAUACUUUUAAAUGCUGAUAUUAUACCUGGCCCUAAUAACAAUAAAACAACACCUGUUGAUGCAAAUGUUUUUAUAAGGUCUUGUUCUGCGGUUGAAAACGCUGUGUUAUCACCCGGUUGGACAACUAAAUUUGUUGGUAAUGCAUCUGAGGGGUAUUCGUGGGAACAUGUCCAACGUAUAUACAAACUGUUAAAAAACUUGAAGCAGUUCAUCACCUUUCCAAUUCGAGCAUCGCUGGCUUCACUGUCGAAAGAACAGUUAGUAUGGCUUAUCAAUCAAAAUGAACAGAAAUUUACACUGACGGUGUGGACGUCAAAAAAAGAUCAAUUUGACAUUAAGGAGUUGAAAUUUUUAAGAAAUUAUAAAAAGCAAGUUUAUUACGACUUACCUCAGGAAGACAUUGAUAGAUUGAGGACAAUGUGAGAAUUUGUUCUACAUUGCAAAUAAAGGAAAUAUUAACAUGGAAGCCGAGCGUAAUGUGAAAUUUUAUGAUAUAUAUUCACCAAUAUAAUGUAUCAAAUUUGCGAUAUCUAUUUAUAUGAGCCGUUUCCAAGUUACAAAACUAACUUGGGGUAAAUAAGGCAAAGCAGUUGUCAUAAAAGAGCAGUAAAAUUAUUUACAGAAAAACAAAUCAAAAUUUCGCAUUUGACUUUUAGUUUUUCAAUAUCUUUAGGGCAUACAUUUGCUUGGACAAAAAUGUAUUUUGCGACAUAAAAUUAUUGCGGUUUAGUCCUGGUCUAAUUACAUUUUUGCAUGUUUUAUGACUGGAAUAUGGAAAUAAUUAAAAUACAUUUUUUUUGGUUAGAAUUUGCAUGAAAUUGAGUUUGUUUCGCAAUUUGCGACAGAUUAUUUCUUGCGAUACUUAUUUUUUUGCAGUUACUGAACUUUUUGACUAAAUCGCAAUAAUUUAUGGCACAAUUAUUUUUGUCUCCAAUAAUUUAUGACCAUAAAAGAUUUCUUUUUGUAGUAAAUUGACUGACAUUCUCUACAUGUUCUUUUUUAUCUGAUAGUACACUUUUUUGCAGUGUUUAUUUAGUGGUUUUAAAAUAUGGUUCAAAAGACUAAUUCCUUAAAACAUAAUUUUUCAAACUUUGGAAAGAAAAAGUGGUUAUUUGGAAACAAAACAGGACAGGUCCUUCGUUUACGUCAGCAUUUGGGUGGGAUAGGUGAAAACAUGGUGUAAUUUUUGAUUUUUGACUUUUAAAAUUUUUGCUUUUCUACAACUUUAUUUGCGUGUUAUUAAAAUACCUUCCUAUCUCUAUUGUGCUUUCUAGUUGCAUGAAGCCAUAUAAACAUGCGAUCUUAAAUAAAGAUAUUAAUGUUUUUAAAAAAGAUAUUUUAUAACGAAUUAAAAAUUAUAUGUAUACAUGUAUAUGAAUUUCUAGUAUUGUAUCGUUAUAAAUUUUCGUGAAAAAAGUUAAUAUUUCGUAUGUCAGCUGAA
This is a messenger RNA of Hydractinia symbiolongicarpus, 2189 nucleotides long. Its product is annotated as protein FAM151B-like. The transcript is spliced from 4 exons. The coding region runs from base 203 to 1171 and encodes 322 amino acids. Lineage: Eukaryota; Metazoa; Cnidaria; Hydrozoa; Anthoathecata; Hydractiniidae. The record is from RefSeq and is a predicted model, not a curated record.